AAAAAUCCACAACAUUUACAAUGUUGAUAUUGGUAUCAAUAUCAGCAAUAUUGACUGGUCGGUUUUGGAUAGGUAUAGGAUUGAUACCCAAAUGCUCAGUAUUGCCCAGCCCGUGACAAAUAGUUAUAGGUAAGCAUUAAGGACACCAAGAUUUUGAAUAAUAUCGCCCAAUUUUCGUAUAGCAAAAACAGAAAUAGAAAAGUGUUGACCAUUACAGGGAAUUAGGCCAAAAUGCAGACAGAAGUCUAAUAAAAGAGCUGAAAACGUUUUGAUUCCGGAGUUUUUGAAGUUUCUGAGGAAUAAGGUGAGGAUAAAAAAGGAAAAAAAAAAAAAACGACCAUAACAUGCAGUUCUAACCUCCACCUGUCAGUGGCGCUCUGAGCUUAAACUCCAAGCAGAGAAGAAGAAGGACAAAGAAUCAGACUGAAGGAACAUUCUAGAGAAGGAAAAGCGCUGAUAUAAGCUGGUCUCUCACAAUGGUGAAGAUCUUUGUGGGCAAUCUGCCCCGAGAGGCGACAGAAGAGGAGAUCAAGGCUCUUUUUGAAGAGCAUGGCGCUGUCACUGAGUGUGCAAUCAUCAAAAACUUUGCCUUCGUCCACAUGGAUGACCGCAAAGCGGCCACCAAAGCCAUCAAGACUCUGCACCAGCACAAGCUCCACGGCACAGCCAUCAACGUGGAGGCCAGCCACGGGAAGAACUAUGGUCCAGUCAAGAUUCAUGUUGCCAAUGUGGACAAGGGAUGCGACGAGGAGCUGCGGGCUCUCUUUGAAGAGUACGGUACGGUCUCAGAAUGUGCAGUUGUGAAGAAUUUUGCAUUUGUACACAUGCCCAACUAUGACGAGGCCAUGGAUGCCAUCAAGGAACUGGAUAACUCUGACUUUCAAGAGAAACGCAUCCAUGUUCAGGUGUCCAAGAGUCGACCCAAAUACGAGGAGUAUGAAGAAUACCCUCCUGCCCCACCUCCCCCUCCUCCUGUCCCAGAAAGGGGUGGCUACUGGCCUCCUCGAUACCCAGGAGACAGACCUGAGCCUCCUCCACCCAGCUACAUGAGGGGUCGUUAUAUGCCGCCAGGUUACCCCGCCCCUCCUUUGCCGCCCCCUCCCCCAAGACGAGCCGUUUAUCCUGAACGUCCAUACGACGCUGAUAGAUACAGUAUGAUCGAUUAUUACGAAAAAUACAGAGCCCGUCCGUAUGGCAUGUAUGAGGAUCAACGUUCUGGCAUCCCGCCUCCUCCUCCGCCUCCCCCUCCACCCCCAGCCGUCGUCCGCGACCGUGUAAUGAGCUCGUCGCAUGACCCAUAUGAGCGUCGGCCCCUGCCUCCGCCUCCACCUCCUCCGACUUCAUACUACGCUCGAGACCGCAGCCCCAUCAGGAGGGGGCCCGGCGCUCCGAUGCCUCCCGCCAGUAACGGCUAUUCCUACGACCGCUCUGCUUAUGGAGUUCCACGUGCACGGGACCCUUACACAGACCGCCUGCCUCCGCCGCCGCCCCCGCCUGCACGCUAUCCUUAUUAGACGAGACAUCGACGUCUGAAGGGUUUUUGUCCCACUGCGUCGCCACAUGCGCCAUCAUGAUGUUUGUGAAUCUAUCUUCUUCCUGUCUGCGGCGGAGCGCGUUACGUUUCUAUGCGACACUCGCAAGAGGAAACGAUUUGUCGACGUUUGUUUUUUAUUUUGAUAAUACUUUUACAGCUCUUUUUUCCUGUUUUAGUGUAACUGUACUGAAGUAUUUUGAUUGACGUCUGAAUAAGGCAUAGAUUUUUUUUUUUUUAUUCGAUAACUCAUUAAACCUAAUGUUGUUUUGAAGUCACAAUCUCACGAUUGAUCGAGUUUUCUGUCAGUUAAACCUCUGUGGCGUAGCUGUAAAACUUUUAGACUGGAAAAAAUAGCUACCAAAACACAAUGUAUUGAUAAAGUAGGAAUCUGUCAGGUCAGCGUUUUCAUUGUUGAAGCGGAUCUGUUAAAUAUGCGCUAAAACAUCACUGUAAACCUUUUCUUCAAACGCUGUCUGUUAAUGGCAAAGUUCUGAAUUUUAAGCCCCGCUGAUUAAAGAAGCUGUCCUCUUUGG
Oryzias melastigma (Indian medaka) is the source of this 2067-nucleotide messenger RNA. Its product is annotated as RNA-binding protein 4.1. The transcript has 4 exons. The record is from RefSeq and is a predicted model, not a curated record. Gene Ontology annotation, cellular component: cytosol. NCBI's taxonomy places the organism in Eukaryota, Metazoa, Chordata, Actinopteri, Beloniformes, Adrianichthyidae. Gene Ontology annotation, molecular function: mRNA binding. Bases 477 to 1514 code for a protein of 345 amino acids.